ACGACCGGCCCUGAGCAGGCAGCAGCCAUGGAGCUGUGGCGCCAGUGCACCCACUGGCUCAUCCAAUGCCGAGUGCUGCCGCCCAGCCACCGCGUGACCUGGGAUGGGGCUCAGGUGUGUGAACUGGCCCAGGCCCUCCGGGAUGGUGUCCUUCUAUGUCAGCUGCUUAACAACCUGCUACCCCAUGCCAUCAACCUGCGUGAGGUCAACCUGCGCCCCCAGAUGUCCCAGUUCCUGUGCCUUAAGAACAUUAGAACCUUCCUGUCCACCUGCUGUGAGAAGUUCGGCCUCAAGCGGAGUGAGCUCUUCGAAGCCUUUGACCUCUUCGAUGUGCAGGAUUUUGGCAAGGUGAGCUGCCCACUUGAAGCCUCCAGGCCCCCCAACACCGUUCUCUCCCCUCGCUCUCAGCCCAAGAUGACAGAGUAUGACAAGCGCUGCUGCUGCCUGCGGGAGAUUCAGCAGACGGAGGAGAAGUACACGGACACGCUGGGCUCCAUCCAGCAGCAUUUCAUGAAGCCCCUGCAACGGUUCCUGAAACCUCAAGACAUUGAGAUCAUCUUUAUCAACAUUGAGGACCUGCUUCGUGUUCAUACUCACUUCCUAAAGGAGAUGAAGGAAGCCCUGGGCACCCCUGGCGCAGCCAAUCUCUACCAGGUCUUCAUCAAAUACAAGGAGAGGUUCCUCGUCUAUGGCCGCUACUGCAGCCAGGUGGAGUCAGCCAGCAAACACCUGGAUCGUGUGGCCACAGCCCGGGAGGACGUGCAGAUGAAGCUGGAGGAAUGUUCUCAGCGAGCCAACAACGGGAGGUUCACCUUGCGGGACCUACUGAUGGUGCCUAUGCAGCGAGUUCUCAAAUAUCACCUUCUUCUCCAGGAGCUGGUGAAACACACGCAGGAGGCUAUGGAGAAGGAGAACCUGCGGCUGGCCCUGGAUGCCAUGAGGGACCUGGCUCAGUGCGUGAACGAGGUCAAGCGAGACAACGAGACACUGCGGCAGAUCACCAAUUUCCAGCUCUCCAUUGAGAACCUGGACCAGUCUCUGGCUCACUAUGGCCGGCCCAAGAUCGACGGGGAGCUCAAGAUCACCUCGGUGGAACGGCGCUCCAAGAUGGACAGGUAUGCCUUCCUGCUCGACAAAGCUCUGCUCAUCUGUAAGCGCCGGGGAGACUCCUAUGACCUCAAGGACUUUGUGAACCUGCACAGCUUCCAGAUUCGGGAUGACUCUUCAGGAGACCGCGACAACAAGAAGUGGAGCCACAUGUUCCUGCUGAUUGAGGACCAAGGUGCCCAGGGCUAUGAACUGUUCUUCAAGACAAGAGAGUUGAAGAAGAAGUGGAUGGAGCAGUUUGAGAUGGCCAUCUCCAACAUCUACCCGGAGAAUGCCACCGCCAACGGGCAUGACUUCCAGAUGUUCUCUUUUGAGGAGACCACGUCCUGCAAGGCUUGUCAGAUGCUGCUUAGAGGUACCUUCUAUCAGGGCUAUCGCUGCCAUCGGUGCCGGGCACCUGCACACAAGGAGUGUCUGGGGAGGGUCCCUCCGUGUGGCCGACACGGGCAAGAUUUCCCGGGAACUAUGAGGAAGGACAAACUGCAUCGCAGGGCUCAGGACAAAAAGAGGAAUGAGCUGGGUCUGCCCAAGAUGGAGGUGUUCCAGGAAUACUAUGGGCUUCCUCCACCCCCUGGAGCCAUUGGACCCUUUCUACGACUCAACCCUGGAGACAUUGUGGAGCUCACAAAGGCUGAGGCUGAACAGAACUGGUGGGAGGGCAGGAAUACAUCUACUAAUGAAAUUGGCUGGUUUCCUUGUAACAGGGUGAAGCCCUACAUCCGUGGCCCUCCUCAGGACCUGUCUGUUCAUCUCUGGUACGCAGGCCCCAUGGAACGGGCAGGGGCAGAAAGCAUCCUCGCCAACCGCUCGGACGGGACUUUCUUGGUGCGGCAGAGGGUGAAGGAUGCAGCAGAAUUUGCCAUCAGCAUUAAAUAUAACGUCGAGGUCAAGCACAUUAAAAUCAUGACAGCAGAGGGACUGUACCGGAUCACAGAGAAGAAGGCUUUCCGGGGGCUUACGGAGCUGGUGGAGUUUUACCAGCAGAACUCCCUAAAGGAUUGCUUCAAGUCUCUGGACACCACCUUGCAGUUCCCCUUCAAGGAGCCUGAGAAGAGGACCAUCAGCAAGCCAGCAGUGGGAAGCACAAAGUAUUUUGGCACAGCCAAAGCCCGCUAUGACUUCUGCGCCCGGGACCGAUCAGAGCUGUCGCUCAAGGAGGGUGACAUCAUCAAGAUCCUUAACAAGAAGGGACAGCAAGGCUGGUGGCGAGGGGAGAUCUAUGGCCGGGUUGGCUGGUUCCCUGCCAACUACGUGGAGGAAGAUUAUUCUGAAUACUGCUGAGCCCUGGUGCAUUGGCAGAGAGACGAGAGACUCCAGGCUCUGAGCCCGGCGUGGGCAGGCAGCGGGGCCGGGGCUGUGACAGCUCCCGGCGGGUGGAGACUUUGGGAUGGACUGGAGGAGGCCAGCGUCCGGCUGGCGGUGCUCCCGGGAUGUGCCCUGUCACAGUUAAUUUAUAACACCCCGAUUUCCUCUUGGGUCCCCUCAAGCAGAUGGGCUCAAGGGGGUUACAUUUAAUAAAAGGAUGAAGAUGGAU
This is a messenger RNA of Mandrillus leucophaeus (drill), 2641 nucleotides long. RefSeq names its product vav 1 guanine nucleotide exchange factor (gene VAV1). Gene Ontology annotation, molecular function: protein binding; guanyl-nucleotide exchange factor activity. The coding region runs from base 28 to 2388 and encodes 786 amino acids. The record is from RefSeq and is a predicted model, not a curated record. The transcript has 24 exons. Gene Ontology annotation, cellular component: cytoplasm. NCBI's taxonomy places the organism in Eukaryota, Metazoa, Chordata, Mammalia, Primates, Cercopithecidae. Gene Ontology annotation, biological process: intracellular signal transduction; cell migration; regulation of GTPase activity.